AUGGGUUACAACCACUACUCGUGUUCGCCUAAUGAAACGACGAUCCGUUCCAACGCAAAGGCUCUCGUUGAUCUAGGGCUGGACGCCCUCGGAUAUCGAUAUGUUGGAAUCGACUGCGGAUGGACGGUAGCAGAUCGACUGUCAAACGGAUCUCUCACCUGGAACGAGACACUGUUUCCCAGUGGUUUCCCAGCUGUCGGCCAGUACAUCCAUGAUUUGGGCUUGCUAUUCGGAGUCUACGAGGACGCAGGCAUCAAAACCUGUGAUACCGGAAUUGAUCAAGUGGGCAGUUUGUUUCACGAGGAUCAAGACGCAGCAACUUUCUUGUCGUGGAAUAUCGAUGCGCUCAAAUACGACAACUGUUACUCCGAGGAGCCGACGGGAUACCCUAACACAGACUAUGCACCCAGCACAUCCCCGCGCUUGCGAUACGCCAAUAUGACCAAGGCUCUCGCAGCGCAAGACAAAAAGGUUCUUUUCCAGAUCUGCGAGUGGGGAGUCGACUUCCCGGCUCUUUGGGCCCCGGAAUUAGGCCACACCUGGCGCAUUGGCAAUGAUAUUAUCCCAGCAUGGCGAGCUAUCUUCAGAACCCUCAACCAAGCCGUGCCGCAGACCUCGUUCGCGGGACCUGGGCAAUGGCCAGAUCUGGAUAUGAUGGAGGUCGGAAAUGAUAUUCUGACUGUACCAGAAGAACAGACUCAUUUCUCGCUGUGGGCUAUUCUGAAGAGUCCGCUCGUUAUUGGUGGUGCGCUGAAGGAUGAGUGGACGGCAAUUAGCGAUGCUUCUCUGUCUAUCCUGUCCAACAAGGACGUUAUUGCGUUCAAUCAAGACUCCCUGGGACAGAGUGCUAGUCUCCGACGUCGAUGGUCUGACCAAGGAUAUGAAGUCUGGAGUGGGCCUUUAUCUGGGGGACGAACAGUGGCAGCAGUUAUCAACUGGGCUGAUGAGGCUCGAGAGUUGACGUUGAAUCUGCCAGAUAUCGGGCUGCAGUUUGCUGGCACCGUCAAGGACAUCUGGAACGAGAAAACAUCCUCGGACGUGAAGACGAGCUACACAGGCAAGGUUGAGCCACACGGAGUGUUGCUCCUUGAGCUGCAGGAUACUACCUCAGCAGGGACAUAUACGAGCAAGGCAUUUGCGACGGUAAACAGUGAUCAGACAACAUUCCGCUCAGUUUACGCCAACACGACCAGUGCGAAUCACACUCUGACAAUAGAAUUCGAGGAAUCAGCUGCAUCAGAGACGACUCUUACUCUGGAAUCAUCCUCGCAAAAGGUUGAGAUCCCCGUGUCGAGUUCUGCAAAGAAAGCAUCCGCAACUAUAUUCUUGGCCGCGGGCUCUUCGAACGAGUUCGUGAUUCACUCGAGCAGUAAGCUGAAAUCAAUCAAUAUCGAGUCCCCAUCAGGAGAGUAUUACCCAUGCACCUCGUUUGCUCUGGGUGGAUCUUCCAAACUAGAAGAGUGUGAUGCCGGCUUCUGUGCUCCUGUCGGAUCCAAGAUCGGAUACAUCGCUGCUGAAAGCAGCGUGCAGAUCACGAUUCCUGCCACUGUGGACGAGUCACAGAAUGGCACAGCCUCCAAGUACUUGGAGAUUGACUAUAUCAAUAAUGAUAUUGCCUUGGCGACGAGUUGGGGCUGGGGGUCGAGUUCUAGAAACAUGACGAUUUCUGUGAAUGGCGGUGAUACUGUUCGACUGGAGGUUCCGCUCACAGGUCGGCAUAGCGAGUUAUUCGGUCCUGGAAAGGGUUGGUGGGAUAGUUCGAAGCUGGGCAUCUUGUUGGAUGGCUUUAAGGAUGGCUCUAAUGAGGUGGUCAUUGGAAAUGAUGUUUCGGGUGAAGUAUCACAGACGUACGGAGCUGACUUCGUGGGCCUUCGAUUCUUCGACUAA
Molecule: messenger RNA, 1887 nt
Organism: Penicillium olsonii
Lineage: Eukaryota; Fungi; Ascomycota; Eurotiomycetes; Eurotiales; Aspergillaceae
Source: the annotation of a GenBank genome assembly